AUGGAACGCCCAGUACAACCUCGCCCGGUUCGUCGGCGGGUCAACGCUCUUCUCUACGUGAGCCAGAGAAUAGGGCCAGAACUGCUGCCCUACCUCCUCCACAACCCCAACCUAAACCUGCGAGUGAUAUCGGAACUCUCAAAGUCGGAAUUUCAACAGCAUAUGGCCCCUGGGGUCAGUUUGGACAACGUACAAUGGAUAGAGAACAAGCCCCAAGAUCCACACCGCAACGAGGUUAUGAUGUUAGGCCACCGUCUGGCGAGAUGGGCCGAUUUCAUGUUUCUCGCUAUCGAUGCUGGCAUGAUUUGCUUCAUGCUAAGCGGCUUCACUACCGAUGUCCUUCUACAUGUGUUGAGAUGCUGGGAUGUGUCAAAGAGAAUCGAUCUGUUACCGGAGUUGAGCAGAGAUCAAUACAGACAUCCCAUCUGGAACAGGCAGUUGUACGAACUGCGGAGAAAAUGGGACUGGGUCCGUGUUCUGUCUCCGGCCAUUUUUGAGUACUCGGAGAAUGGUACCAGCCUCGCUCAGUCAGGAGCAAACUCCUUGGAUGGAGACGUUAACCCAGAGUUCCGCUGGCAAUGGGCUGGACCGGCGGAGAUGAUCGAAGCUAUCGAGAGCGAAGCUCAAUCAGUCCUUCGGGCCACUUAUCUCAAGACAAACUCGACCAUUCCAGAUCUCCCACUCGCCAAAUCUGCUUCUACCAAGCCUCGACUGCCCAGCGAGAUUUGGACCAUGAUUCUGGAUUCACUCGGUGACUGGGAACUCGCCACCGCCCUAGGAAUCUUCACACACCUACCUGUGCCUCACGAGUGGGAGACGCUCAUCCCACAGCCAGGAUCAUCCAAGUCUCCCUCGCUCGAAUACACCAUCCUCACGCAACCCAUAUCCCAAAUCCAGAAAUAUUUCACCACCAAAGCGUCCUCAAACCCCCCAACUACCCUCUCACCAAUUGCGACUCGGCUCAUCUUUCGCUUUUCUAUGACUGACCUCCUCACAUACCUGGCUCUUCACCAAAAGGACAUAUUCUGGACUUCCUUUGGGUUGGCACUUCUGCCGCACAAGGCGUCUUUGAUCUACAACUCCCCGACGAUCUUGCAGUGGUGGAAAGAUUGUCCUGCCGUGAUCAAGAAGGAAUAUGGUCCUGAAGCCUUGGACGGUGCUUCCCGCGCCGGAUUCGUCGAGGUGCUAGAUUGGUGGCUCAAUUCGGGUUUGAAACUCACAUACACAGAAAAGGCUUUGGAAUCAGCCAGCGCCAAAGGGCACGUGGAGGUCCUUGAAUGGUGGAAGGAGAAUUCCCUGAAACUGGCUGGCACCGAUCGCGAAAUGCCCCUCAAGGUCGGCAAGAGCAUCCUCUUAGCGGCGCAGAGUGGCCGGACUAAUUCGAUUGAGUGGUGGGAGACGUCGGGGAUUCCGUAUGCACACGAAGACGGGGUCGCACGACUUGCGUCCCAACAUGGCCACGUCCCCGUGCUCGAGUUGUGGUAUCGCUUCAAAGGGAGCAAGAUGAUUUUCGACAACCAAGUCCUCGUUGGGGCAACAAAGAAUGGCCAUGCCGGCGUUCUCCAGUGGUGGAAGGAGAUCAGUCGCAAGACAGGCCUGAGAGUCGAGUACAAGACGUGUGACAUUGAAGAGGCCAUGGAAGACGCGGUCGGCGGCGGCGGCGAAGGAGAAGUCAGAGAGUGGUGGGCGCGGAACGGACUGAACCUGGGAGUCGGGACGGGCGAGUGGAUGAGGGUCAAGACUUUAUGA
Molecule: messenger RNA, 1749 nt
Organism: Fonsecaea nubica
Lineage: Eukaryota; Fungi; Ascomycota; Eurotiomycetes; Chaetothyriales; Herpotrichiellaceae
Exons: 1
Coding region: 1-1749 (582 amino acids)
Molecular function (GO): catalytic activity
Source: RefSeq, a predicted model, not a curated record